Messenger RNA from Alosa alosa (allis shad), 1572 nucleotides. It is a transcript of the gene rxrgb, whose product is annotated as retinoid X receptor, gamma b. Lineage: Eukaryota; Metazoa; Chordata; Actinopteri; Clupeiformes; Clupeidae. Gene Ontology annotation, biological process: positive regulation of transcription by RNA polymerase II; response to retinoic acid; anatomical structure development. The transcript is spliced from 10 exons. The record is from RefSeq and is a predicted model, not a curated record. Gene Ontology annotation, cellular component: RNA polymerase II transcription regulator complex; nucleus. Gene Ontology annotation, molecular function: zinc ion binding; nuclear steroid receptor activity; nuclear receptor activity. Bases 148 to 1560 code for a protein of 470 amino acids.
CUCUGUCCCACCCCUCCACCCCCUCCGAGCUCCUCUCCGGUGCGCUCCCUGUCUGGUCUCCCAGACGACAGCCGCCUCGCCUCUCGCGCCCCUCGCACCCCGCGACCGUCUGUCCCAUCGCUGUUUGAUACGCUCGCUUCGCUCAGCAUGUGGCAACCGGCUGCGUCGCCUGCCGCCAGCGACACACACGCCCGAGAGGCAGGCAGCUACGGCCACUACACCUCAGUGCCCCUGAGUUCUCCAGCGUCGGUCAUCCCCCCCAUGAGCAGUGGCGGAGGUGUGGGCCACCCGUCGGUCAUCAGCUCGUCGCGGCCGCUGGCCUCUCCCAUGAGCACGCUGGGCUCGCCCAUGAACGGCCUGGCCUCACCAUACUCCGUCAUCACCUCCUCGCUCGGAUCGCCAUCCGUCUCACUGCCCUCCACGCCAGGCAUGGGUUUCAGCUCGCUGCACAGCCCACAGAUGAACUCUCUGAACAACGUGAGCAGCUCUGAAGACAUUAAGCCUCCUCCAGGUCUGUCACUGGGGAACAUCAACUACCAGUGCACCAGCCCCGGCUCACUCUCCAAACACAUCUGUGCCAUCUGUGGAGACCGCUCCUCAGGGAAGCAUUAUGGGGUGUAUAGCUGUGAAGGCUGCAAGGGCUUCUUCAAGAGAACCAUCCGGAAGGACCUCACCUACACAUGUCGGGACAGCAAGGAGUGUCUGAUCGACAAGCGCCAGCGUAACCGCUGCCAGUACUGCCGCUACCAGAAGUGUCUGGCCAUGGGCAUGAAGAGAGAAGGUGUGUCUGUACAGGAGGAGAGGCAGCGAGGCAAGGAGAAGAGCGACAACGAGGUGGAGUCCACCAGCAGCUUCAACGAGGACAUGCCCGUGGACAAGAUCCUCGACGCCGAGCUCGCCGUGGAGCCCAAGACAGACACCACCUACGUGGAGGGAGGGUCCAGCAACUCGACAAACGACCCUGUGACUAACAUCUGCCAGGCGGCAGAUAAGCAGCUGUUUACUCUGGUGGAGUGGGCCAAACGCAUCCCACAUUUCUCCGACCUCCCGUUGGACGACCAGGUCAUCCUUCUCCGUGCAGGAUGGAACGAGCUCCUGAUCGCCUCCUUCUCUCAUCGCUCGGUGACGGUGAAGGACGGGAUCCUGCUGGCCACUGGGCUGCACGUGCACAGAAGCAGCGCUCACAGUGCGGGCGUGGGCUCCAUCUUUGACAGGGUAUUAACUGAGCUGGUGUCCAAAAUGAAGGACAUGCAGAUGGACAAGACCGAGCUGGGCUGCCUAAGGGCUAUUGUCCUUUUCAAUCCUGAUGCCAAAGGCCUGUCCAACCCUCAGGAGGUGGAGGCUCUAAGGGAGAAGGUCUACGCCUCGCUGGAGUCGUACACCAAACAUAAAUAUCCAGAUCAACCUGGCAGAUUUGCCAAGCUGCUGCUGCGCCUGCCCGCCCUACGCUCCAUCGGCCUCAAGUGUCUGGAACACCUGUUCUUCUUCAAGCUCAUCGGGGACACGCCCAUUGACACAUUCCUCAUGGAGAUGUUGGAGACGCCCCACCAAAUCACAUGACCCCAAGCCUCC